AGCAGCAGCAGCAGCAGCAGCAGCAGCAGCAGCAGCAGCUCUGGGAGGCAGCGGAGGCGCGAUGGUGCUGCGUCGGCCGGAGCCUGCGAUGUCCGAGGAGAAAGGAGCCCUGGAAGAAGAGGAAGAAGGAGAGGAGGAAGGAGAGGAGGAGGAAGGAGAGGAGGAAGGAGAAAGAGGAGGAGGGAGGAAGGCCCCCGGUGGCUCCUCUGCUGCUGCUGCUGCUGGUGGUGCCUCUGCUGCUGCUGGUGGUCCUUCUUCUUGCUCCGGCUUUACUCCUCCGGAGGGGGGCUUCGGCUGGGUGGUGGUGCUGGCUGCCACCUGGUGCAACGGCUCCAUCUUCGGCAUCCACAACUCCUUCGGGAUGCUCUACGUCUUGCUGCAGGAGGAAGGCGACUCCCAGAAGGACCCGGCCCUUCAGUACAAGACAGCCUUGGUUGGGUCCAUCGGCAUGGGGAUGGUGUUCCUUUGCUCGCCCAUCGUCAGCAUCUUCACAGACCGGAUCGGUUGUAGGACGACGGCCGCCUCGGGAGCAGCCAUUGCCUUCAUCGGACUCUUCUCCAGCUCCUUCACCAAGUCCCUCGAAGUGCGUUGCUUCACGUACGGCGUCCUUUUUGGGUGCGGAAGCUCCUUCGCGUUCCAGCCCUCGCUGGUCAUCCUGGGGCACUACUUCAAGCGGCGCCUGGGUUUGGCGAACGGCUUGGUGACGGCCGGCAGCUGCCUCUUCUCGGUCAGCCUUCCCUUCCUCCUGAAGAUCAUUGGCCAAGCCAUCAAGCUGGCCCACACCUUUCAGGUCCUCAGCAUCUUGAUGCUGGUCCAGAUCUUCUUGUCUCUGACUUUCCGUCCCAUGUUCCCCUCGACCUCCGACCCUCACGACGUGGACCACCUGAAACUGGACAGCCGGAGCUGUCGGCAGCAGUGCGCCUCGCAGAUGAGCAAGUAUUUCAGCCUGAGGGUCUUCAGGAGAAAGACCUACCGAGUGUGGGCUUUUGGCAUCGCAACUGCCGUCUUGGGAUACUUUGUACCUUACAUUUACCUGGUGAAGUACGUGGAAGAAAAGUUCAAGGAAAAAGAGAAGGCAUGGAUCGUGCUGGUUUCCCUGGGAGCCAUGUCUGGGGUCGGGCGCUUGGCUUCAGGACCCAUUGGCGACCUCAUCCAUGGGCUGAAGAAGAUCUACUUGCAGGUUGCCUCCUUCAUAGUCUUGGGUAUCAUGUGCAUGAUGCUGCCACAGUGCCAAGAGUUUUGGGGCGUCAUUGUCGUCUGCCUCUUCCUUGGACUUUGUGAUGGACUCUUCAUAACCAUCAUGGCUCCCAUUGCCUUUGAGUUGGUUGGUCCCAUGCAGGCAUCUCAAGCCAUUGGGUAUCUCCUGGGACUUAUGGCCAUUCCAAUGACGGCGGGUCCCCCAAUUGGAGGACUCCUCCGAAACCAUUUUGGGAAUUACCACUUCACCUUCUAUUUUGCCGGUGUCCCCCCGAUCGUCGGAGGACUGGUUCUGGCUCUCGUUCCUCUGAUCCAUCAAAGACAGCUCAAGAAGAAGCGGCUGGGCUCUGGGAAAGACAAGAUGCUGGUGUUGAACGGAGAGCUCCUUCCCGGUUCCCCCGCCUUGCAGGCGCACGUCUAAAGCCAUCCUUCUGAUCUCCCAACGACUUUUGGGGCACGCAGACUCUUGCCGCCACCGCCGCCAGCGGCAUCUUCUGGCCAUUGGCUGAACCCAGCCUUCACCUAAGAGGAUUUGAACCUUUUUGGUUGUAGCCGGGAAGCUCCUGGUUGGUAAAGUAUAGACAGCCUGGACUGGAAAGCUUGCUUUCAAGUUGAUUUGGGGAUAUAUAUAUUUUGGCUUUUCCUCUGGCAGAGAGAAAUUCUGAUAGCACUCUAUUCGUGGGGCUUUCCCCCCCCCCCCUCUUCUUGCCAUGAUUUUACUAAUGGACACAAGGCAGCAGAUAAUCCAUAGUUGGCUGCAUAAAAGUUUUUAAUAGAUUGUAUUGGUUUGCUCCACUUUCCACCUCCGGGAAGAAGAAGAAGAAAGAAAUCCUGAUCCUGUAAUUGCGCAUAGGUAUUUCGCCUUGAAAGUGGAGUUUAAUCUCUUUUGGAGCUGCUGUGGGAGUUAGUUUUGUAGUAGCCAAACUCUCAGCAUUAUAUUUUGAAGCGUUCAUGGUGGGGAAUGGGUGAAAGGAAAAAGAACAGAGUGGGUGAAUUUAGAAUCAUGUUGUUUUUCCUCUUUUAAAACAUGUUUCCUUUUCUUCUCCGCCAGAGUCGACCUUGCCAUCCCUCCUCCUUUGAAUUUUUGCCUCUAAAACUGUGAUGAGUUGCUUGGUUUUUAACACCAAGCUGGUCUUGCAUUGUGAUUUCUUUACUUGGUUUUUUCUCUCUCUGUUAAAUGUGUCUCAAAAGAAAGGCAAACCUCCUCCUUUAACUGACCAGGCUUCCCUUAGAAAGGUCUUAUGUCCUGAGAUAUUGCCAUCCAUUCUUUAAAAUAGAAUGAGCUACACUACAAAGUCACGGAGUAGAGCUACACUACAAGUUACAGCAGUUUGGUGCCACUUUAAUUUCCAUGGCUCGCACCUUCCAGAAGUCUGGGAUUUGUCAUUUGGUGAGCAGUUACUUUGAACAAUUUGUUGGGGAACUCUAGUUCUCCCUCCUUGAAGUGCAGCACUAGAGCUCUAGAGCAGACCAUUCUAAGUACUAAGCUUGUUGUUGUUGUGUGCCUUCCUGUUGUUUCCAACUUAUAGCAACCCCAAGGCAAUGCUAUCAUGGGGUUUUCAUGGCAAGAUUUGUUCAGAGCGGGGUUGCCAUAGUCUUCUCCUGAG
Messenger RNA from Sceloporus undulatus (fence lizard), 2804 nucleotides. RefSeq names its product solute carrier family 16 member 2 (gene SLC16A2). Gene Ontology annotation, biological process: transmembrane transport. Gene Ontology annotation, molecular function: monocarboxylic acid transmembrane transporter activity; thyroid hormone transmembrane transporter activity. The record is from RefSeq and is a predicted model, not a curated record. Lineage: Eukaryota; Metazoa; Chordata; Lepidosauria; Squamata; Phrynosomatidae. Bases 62 to 1618 code for a protein of 518 amino acids. The transcript has 6 exons.